CAAAACCAGUUUUUAAACUUAUAAAUUAUGCCACCACCCAAGAAGAAGCAAACCAGUUCUCUCGGUAGAGCUGUCAUUAGAUCUCGUUUCCAAGGUCAAAAGGCCAUUGCCCUUGACGAAGGUAUUCUUCACACAACCGAAGUUGCUGAAGGACCCAAGUGGGUUAAAAUGCAAAGUAUCACACAAGAAAAUGAUUUAGAUGCCUUCUUGAGUACUGCUGCUCUUGCCGGUACCGAUUUCACAGCUGAAAGAUUAAAUGUCAAAGUCAUUCAAAACGAUUAUCAAAACCCCUUCUUGAUUUCCGAACAAGAAGAAAAGGAAAGAAUUGUGAAGCAAGAGGCUAAUGUAGAUAAGUUAUCAGUUCCCCGUAGACCUCAUUGGGAAAAGACUAUGACUGGAGAAGAAGUUCAACGUAAUGAACGUGAGGCUUUCUUAAACUGGAGACGUUCCAUGGCAACACUUGAAGAUGAAGAGGGUUUAUUGUUGACCCCUUUCGAAAAGAAUUUGGAAGUGUGGCGUCAAUUAUGGCGUGUUAUUGAAAGAUCUCAAUUGAUUGUUCAAAUUGUUGAUGCUCGUAACCCCAUGUUGUUCAGAUCUGCCGAUCUCGAGAAAUAUGUAGUUGAAGUAGACGAGAACAAGGCCAAUUUGUUAUUGAUUAACAAGGCUGAUUUCUUAACUGUCAAACAAAGAAAAAAGUGGGCUGAUUACUUUGAUUCUCAAGGCAUCCGUUACACUUUCUUUUCAGCUGCGCUCGCUGCUCAAACUAUGCAAGAAGAGGAAGAAGAAAGACAACGUCAAGAAUUGGAAGCUUCUUUAAAGGCACAGGCUGCUAGAGGUAGUGAUGAUGAAGAUGAUAGUGAUGAGGAUGUUGUUGAACAAGCCAAACAAGUCGAGGAAAAAAAGGAUGAGGUUGAAAAGAUCACUGACUUUUUAUCCAAGGCUUCUCUCAACGUCGAAAGUGAAGAGAAGGAUGAUGAACGUACCCGUCUUCGCACAACUACCGAUUUAUUAGAUUUAUUGAUUGAACAAACACCUGUUGUAAAGAACGAAAACGGUGAAAUUGAAAAGAUUACUAUUGGUUUGGUUGGUUACCCCAAUGUUGGUAAAUCCAGUACGAUUAAUGCCAUUAUCGGUGAGAAGCGUGUAUCAGUCUCAUCCACGCCUGGUAAAACCAAGCAUUUCCAAACUAUUCAUUUGACACCUACACUUGUACUUUGUGAUUGUCCUGGUUUGGUUUUCCCCACUUUCUCUACCACCAAAGCGGAUCAAGUGUGUAACGGUGUUUUACCCAUCGAUCAACUUCGUGAACAUACUGGACCCACAACAUUGGUUGCUAAGCGUAUUCCUCAAAAUGUGCUUGAAGCCACUUAUGGUAUUCGUAUUCGUACAGUUCCUAUUGAGGAUGGUGGUACUGGUAUUCCCACUAGUGCUGAAUUCUGUUCCACAUAUGCUAUUGCCAGAGGUUAUGUUCGUUCUAGUCAAGGUAAUCCCGAUGAAUCUCGUGCAGCUAGAUAUAUUUUGAAGGAUUAUGUCAACGGCAAACUCUUGUUUUGUCAUCCUCCUCCUGGUAUUGAUGCGGAUGAGUUCAAUAAGGAAAUUAAUGAGGCAGCACUUAAAGUGUUCAAGAAAUUGGCACCUACUACUCGUGUACCCUCAACUGCAUUAAAUUAUGUGGCACCUUCUGAUGGCUCAAGAAAUCAAUCUGGGUCUAAAACUGAUGCUGUCGAUAAAGCCUUUUUUGAAAAACAAUUAAAUCAAGCUAAUGUGAGCGGAAAGCAAUCUGUUGCAUCAUCUAUGACAGGCGGUAGAGUUACCUUAUAUCCCCAUCAACGUGUACUUACCGAUGAUGGUAAACCAAUGAACAGAAAAGCUCGUAUGGCUUUAGUUCAAGCCAAUUUAGGUGAUGUGGGCGAUGUCACAUCAAAGAAGCAUAAGAAGGGAAAGAAGCAUGUCAAGGUUAGAAGUGGUGCUGGUUAUGAUUACUUGUAAAUUUUUUGUUCUAUAAAAACACUAUUAAUAAAAAAACAUUUUGUAUACACACAUAA
This is a messenger RNA of Mucor mucedo, 2045 nucleotides long. RefSeq lists its product as uncharacterized. Lineage: Eukaryota; Fungi; Mucoromycota; Mucoromycetes; Mucorales; Mucoraceae. The record is from RefSeq and is a predicted model, not a curated record. Gene Ontology annotation, biological process: ribosomal subunit export from nucleus. The coding region runs from base 28 to 1989 and encodes 653 amino acids. Gene Ontology annotation, cellular component: cytosol. The transcript is spliced from 4 exons. Gene Ontology annotation, molecular function: GTPase activity; GTP binding.